CCCCGGCGCCUCCCGCCGCGGGGCGGCCCCGGCCGCGGCCCUGCGCGCGGGGGUGGCGGGGGCGGCCCCGGGGGCGGAGCGGCGCGGAGCGGCGGCGGCGGCAGGGAGCAGCGGCGGCGGCGGCGGGCGGCGCCCAUGGCCGGGCCGCGGGAGCUGGAGCGGUGGCUCAAUAAAGCCACUGACCCAAGUAUCCCUGAGGAAAACUGGGAAUGCAUCCAGCGGUUCUGUGACCAGGUGAACACAGACGCAGAAGGCCCGUCGCUUGCACCAAGGCUGCUGGCGCAUAAGAUACAGUCACCCCAAGAGAUGGAAGCUCUGCAUGCUCUGACUGUGCUGGAGACCUGUGUGAAUAACUGUGGUGAAAGGUUUCACAGUGAAAUAGCAAAAUUCAGAUUUCUGAAUGAACUGAUAAAAGUGCUUUCCCCAAAGUACCAUGGAACCUGGUCUUCAGAAAAAGUCAAGUCAAGAGUCACAGAAAUAAUAUUCAGUUGGACAGUUUGGUUUCCUCAGGAAGUUAAAAUCCGGGAUGCUUAUCAGAUGCUGAAGAAACAAGGGAUUGUAAAAGAAGAUCCCAAAUUGCCAGAAGACAAAAUUUUACCUCCCCCUUCUCCGAGACCUCAGAAUUCUAUUUUUGACACAGAUGAAGAGAAAUCCAAGCUCCUAGCAAGACUUUUGAAGAGCAACCAUUCUGAAGACCUGCAGGCUGCCAACCGCCUCAUCAAGAGCAUGAUUAAAGAGGAACAAGAAAAGUCAGCUAAAGUUUCCAGAAGAGCGAAUACAAUCAGUGAGGUUUCUGAGAAUGUUAAACUGAUGAAUGAAUUACUGGACAACUACAAGAGACAAGAAUUAUCCAAAUCUGACCGUGACACUCUACAGAAUCUAUCUGAACGCUGUGAGAAGCUCAGGCCGCUGCUGUUUCGCCUUGCCAGUGAGACAGUUGAUGACGAUGAGGCUUUAGCUGAGAUACUGCAGGCCAAUGACAAGCUCACACAGGCUCUCGGACAGUACAAGCAGAUUGUAGCCAGCCAUGAAGACAGUGGUGGAGGUUCAGUAGCCAGCUCCACUGAUGCACCAGGGCUAAUCUCUGUAACGCUUUCUGCUAUUUUCAAAGCAUGUCAGACACCUCCAAGACGGAUGAAGAGCUAUACACUGAUUGACUUCUCAGAACUGGAGGCAACAUCCCAGUCUUCCACAGAUCAAUUUUCAAAGAUAAUCCCUGCCUCCCGGCACAGCAGCACAGCCUCUACCUCUCUGCUCGAUGAGGAGUUAACAUCACUAGAUUUCAGCAACUCUCCUGUUCUACAGAAACCACCAUAUGAUUUUGGCUCAGCAGAGGCUGCUGUACACAAUGGAUAUAGUGAAAUCGCAAGUGCCGUGCAAACAUUGGGACUGAAGGAGAGCUGGGAAGAGAGCUGUUUAGAGAAGAAUGAAUUUCAGGGCCUGGCUGAGCAGCUGUCUCCACCUUCCAGGAGGAAGACAUUAUCCUUGGAUUUAUCACCAAUGAAAUUGCCCUUUCCAGAUCUUCCAAAUAGCUCAGUGGCAGAAACUUCAUUCUCCAGCCUAGGCUACGAGCUGAAGCCUGCUGCCUCUUUGCAUCCAGCCUCCCAUGAUGCUUCUCUAGCAAACCUUUUUGUCCCUUUAAUUUCAAUUACACCGAGCAGUAUCUGUCCACUUACUGUGUAUGAUCAAAAUGGUUUCAAGGCUAUGCUCCACUUCUCCAGAGACCCAGCUCCUGGCCGACCAGAUGUGCUAGUGAUGGUUCUUUCCAUGCUGAGCACAUCAGCUCAACCAAUUAAGGACAUAGAGUUCCAGGCUGCAGUCCCAAAGACUAUGAAAAUAAAGUUACAACCAGCAUCCGGUUCUGAGCUUCCUGCCUUCAGCCCUUUUCUUCCUCCAGCAGUGAUAUCCCAAGUCCUGUUGCUAGCCAAUCCACACAAAAAUCCCAUCCGACUACGAUACAAAUUAAUGUUCGUGCAAGGUGUGCAGCCCUUCAGUGAAGUGGGAGAGGUGACUGGCUUCCCAGAAGCAGAGCUCUGGAGCAGCAGCUGAACUUCAUGAGUCUUGGACAUUGCCAUAUUGCCUUACAGCAGUGAAUGGGGGGUGCACAGGGGGCGGGAUUGUGUGCCAGGAAUGCCAGCCUGGGCUCAUUAAUGGCUCCUUUCCUCAGGAUCUGUUGUUUCCUUCUUGCUCUUGGUUUCUUUGCAUGUGUCUGGCAGGAGGAAUGUAAAGUGGCUGCUUUAGCACUGGCCUUUUUAUAUAGCUGACCCUGCUUUACAGGAGAUAGUGUUCUGCAGAGCGCUGCGGUGUGGGAGCCUGGUUGCUUCUUUCAUACAAGUGUUUCCUGCUGUUUUCUGGGCCAGUAUUCCUUUUUUCACUUUACAUGUUUUUCUGAGUGAAAAAAGAUUAUCAAGAAUCAGACCUUGUGGCAGACUGCUUAGCACCAGGAAAGACUCCAUGCCAGGGAUGUCCCCGCUGUGUUUUCACUGGGGUCUGUAUGCUAACGUGCAGACAAGAACAUAAGAAAUGGUGAUACUGGGCUAUGCAGCCGCAGGUGGAUUUGGUUUAUAUGGCCGGGUACAAAAUAGAGAGUUGAGAGUAAAUACUGGGAGGGCUUUUAGGCCUAUCCAAGAGACAAACCUGGCGAGCAUCACCAACUUCUGUGUCACUAGGACCUAGCUCCAAACCUGCUCUUGCCAUGGCUUCUUCCUCCGGGCCUUCUCAGCUCAGAAGAUGUUUCUGGGGCAGCCAGGGGAUUUCUCGACAAAGCCACCCGCUGUAUGUGAGCUGAACAGGUUUCAUGACUGCAUAAAACCAAAGCUGUUCUGAGA
Dromaius novaehollandiae (emu) is the source of this 2828-nucleotide messenger RNA. It is a transcript of the gene GGA2, whose product is annotated as golgi associated, gamma adaptin ear containing, ARF binding protein 2. Gene Ontology annotation, cellular component: trans-Golgi network. Gene Ontology annotation, molecular function: phosphatidylinositol binding; ubiquitin binding; small GTPase binding. The transcript has 17 exons. NCBI's taxonomy places the organism in Eukaryota, Metazoa, Chordata, Aves, Casuariiformes, Dromaiidae. The coding region runs from base 136 to 2049 and encodes 637 amino acids. The record is from RefSeq and is a predicted model, not a curated record. Gene Ontology annotation, biological process: Golgi to plasma membrane transport; intracellular protein transport; protein localization to cell surface.